GAAGAAGGAGGAGUUAGUCGUCAGGAGUCAGUAGUCAGUAACGCGCCGCCGCCGCCGUCGACGACGGACGACGACCAACGGGCGGGAGAAAGAGGAGGAGGAGGGGGGGGGACCGACGAGCGGCGGCCGAGGACGACGACGACGCCGCCGCCGCCAACAGCAACAACAACACUAUGGAAGUGCAAUAAAAAAGUUCAUCUGAUAUCUUGUGUGGCAAUUCCACAGAAAAGAUAAGGCCAAAGCCUCUUCUGCUGAAUCUUCUUCAUGAAGCAGGUGCAUCAGGAGAAAUUUUCACAUUGAAGGAGGUAAUGCAUUAUCUCGGCCAGUAUAUAAUGUUAAAGCAACUUUAUGAUAAACAGCAGCAGCAUAUAGUAUAUUGCGGAAAUGAUCCCCUGGGUAAAGUAUUUGGAGUCGAGAGCUUCUCUGUUAAAGUUCCCAGCCAAUUGUAUGAAAUGCUUUCAAGGAACCUAAUAGCUUUGAACUUUCACGAUGCUGCUCAGACUCGUACACUUGUAAAGGAAACGAAUUGCCUGCCUCUGAGGGAAGAACACCUGAAGUGCCUGACAGGAGAGACGAGUGAAGGAGAAACUGUCUGCAUAGUACCAAAUUCAGCUACCUCACAUUUGAAAAGAAAGAACUCUGAAUCAGAUGACUUGGAUGCAGAUGAUCAACCUGAACUUCAGUCUAAAAGGCAGAGAAGCGAGAGUGUUUCAGAUCACUGGGACGCAGCAGGAUUGCCUUGGUGGUUUAUAAAAAGUUUGCAAAGUAACUAUGGAAGUAGAAAAAGUGGAUCGACAGAUAUUCAUAGUAACCAGGAUAUAGACACUGCCAUUGUAUCCGACUCCACUGAUGAUCUGUGGUUUCUGAAUGAACCCGACCACGAUCAAGCCAAUGUAGAAAUCAAAGAGGGAGCCAUUCAUCCUAAAGAAAUACGUGACCAAGAGGAGGAGAAAGAGGAAGACAAAAACACAGAUCCCAAAGAGGUUAUUGAAGUUACAAUUUAUGAAGCUGGCGAGGGUCUGUCAUGUUCGGGGCAUGCCACCGACCCUGAAAUCUCAGAUAAAUCUUGGAAGUGCACCAAGUGUGGAGAGGACAAUCCUUCGCAGAAGCAGUAUUGCCUGCAGUGUUGGGCACUCCGUGGCGGGUGGCACCUUAAAUGUCCUAAGCUCACACGUUCCACAUCAGGCCCAUCAAUUGCCAUUGCAGAGAACGAGCCGUAUGAAGGUAUUGAUGUUCCUGACUCCAAGAGAUCCAUCUCGGAGCCAGUGAUUCAGAUUAAAGACCUAAAAUGCAAAGAGAUGGGGAUAAUAAGUACUCCGUGUGCCUCUUCAGAAUCAUUGGAUAGUCUCUCACAACCAUCCACUUCCAGCUUGUGGAGAAGUAGAGAGGAUCUUGAAUCUGUGGGCAAAGAAGCAAAAACUGUAAAGAGAAAAUGCGAGGAUUCCUUGCAAUCCAGAAGGCAACGUUUGGGACCCUGUCUUAUUUGUGGGGUCCGACCCAGAACUGGAAAUAUUAUCCAUAGAAAAUUGUAUAAGCGUAAAAUGCCUUGUCCUGUCUGUGUGCAGCCGAUUAUUAUGGUUAUACAAACUUUUAUCGGGUAAUUAUCGUCAUUAGUUGUAAGUUCCUGUCAAACUGGUUGAAAUGCAUGUGAAGCAUAAAACUCUUCCAACGGUUGAUCAACUUAUCAUUUGACUUUAGUACCAUUUGCAUUGCAAUUUAUAUUUAUUUUUAUUUAUCUUCCUGUAAUUUUCUUUUUCUUCUCUCCAAGUACGGAAAAUAA
Molecule: messenger RNA, 1780 nt
Organism: Callorhinchus milii (elephant shark)
Lineage: Eukaryota; Metazoa; Chordata; Chondrichthyes; Chimaeriformes; Callorhinchidae
Gene: mdm4
Product: MDM4, p53 regulator
Biological process (GO): regulation of cell cycle; negative regulation of apoptotic process
Cellular component (GO): nucleus
Molecular function (GO): ubiquitin protein ligase activity
Source: RefSeq, marked provisional